Molecule: messenger RNA, 327 nt
Organism: Angiostrongylus costaricensis
Lineage: Eukaryota; Metazoa; Nematoda; Chromadorea; Rhabditida; Metastrongylidae
Source: the annotation of a GenBank genome assembly
AUGAAAGGCGAUGUUAAAGAGUUUCACACGGAAAUUGCUCACAUGGCGGCUUUCGCACGCAGGUCUAUGUUAGUGAGUUUCGCUCAAAAACGCUCACCAGGCGACCUUGAGCGCGAAAGGUUGGCUCAUCAGUUUUGCUCAGAAAUAGCUCACCUGGCGGUUCAGCUCUAUGUUCAUGAGUUUCGCUCACAAAACGCUCACGUGGGGAUUUUGCGCACAAAAGGCGGUGCCCAUGAGAUUCGCUCAAAAAUCGCCCACAUCGCGGUUUUGCUCAAACAAGGACUUUUUCCUGGGCUUCGCUCUGAAAUCGCUCAUGUAGCGGUUUAG